GUGGCAGCAGCGCGCCACCUGCGCCGGACGUCGAGGAAGAACCUGCUAAACUGGGAGCUGGUGGUGACCAUUUUAUUUACACUUCACGGCUUGCUAGGUUAUUUUCUUGUGCUGUCGCGAUUGUUUUUUUUUAGCAGCAUAGAAGUACAACACUGGGUCAUCAGAGAUGAGCAGUUCAGAGGAAGUGUCUUGGAUCUCCUGGUUCUGUGGAUUAAGAGGGAAUGAGUUUUUCUGUGAGGUGGAUGAAGACUAUAUCCAGGACAAGUUCAACUUGACCGGGCUUAAUGAGCAAGUCCCCCACUACCGUCAGGCUCUCGACAUGAUCCUGGACCUUGAACCAGAUGAGGAGCUGGAGGACAAUCCCAACCAGAGCGACCUGAUCGAGCAGGCGGCCGAGAUGCUGUACGGCCUCAUCCAUGCACGUUACAUCCUCACGAACCGAGGCAUCGCGCAGAUGUUGGAAAAAUAUCAGCAAGGUGAUUUUGGCUACUGUCCUCGUGUCUAUUGUGAGAAUCAGCCUAUGCUUCCCAUUGGCCUCUCAGACAUCCCAGGAGAGGCCAUGGUGAAACUCUACUGCCCUAAAUGUAUGGACGUCUACACACCCAAGUCCUCCAGGCACCACCACACAGAUGGAGCCUACUUCGGCACCGGUUUCCCCCACAUGCUGUUCAUGGUUCACCCGGAGUACAGGCCCAAGAGACCUGCCAAUCAGUUCGUCCCGAGGCUGUACGGUUUCAAGAUCCACCCCAUGGCUUACCAGCUGCAGUUGCAAGCAGCCUCCAGCUUCAAGAGUCCUGUCAAGGCCAUCCGCUAGAACAAGAACGAGAAUAUUGUCAAAAGGGGGGUGGGAAGUAAAUAAUACAGUCUUCAGCGUGGCACUUGGGAAAUACACAGGUGACCCCCUCUCCGCCCGCCCUAAAGACAAUGUCACAUUGAUUUAGAAUAGAGGUAAAAUGUAAAAAAAAAAAUAAUAAUUCUGAGGGGGUGAGCUAGACAUCCAAACCCACAGCCAUAGUCUUCAUACAUGUGUUCACAUUUACACACACACACACCAUAUUUACAAGUGCCCAAAGAAUGGGUCAUUUUAAGCCUACACCCUUUUCCCCACUUUAAAAAUGGCUGCCAACAGUUUGGAUGUACCUAAUGGAUGUUUUUGUUCUAUAGUGUCAGAAACAGAGAAAUCAAACACAAUAUUUAUGGAAGACUUCCUGACACCCCAUCCCUCGUUCAUCUUCUCAUGCUGUGUUUCUUGACUUUUUUUUAAUAGUCAUAAUCAUUAAAAAUCCACCCCCGGCCA
Messenger RNA from Doryrhamphus excisus (bluestripe pipefish), 1297 nucleotides. It is a transcript of the gene csnk2b, whose product is annotated as casein kinase 2, beta polypeptide. NCBI's taxonomy places the organism in Eukaryota, Metazoa, Chordata, Actinopteri, Syngnathiformes, Syngnathidae. Gene Ontology annotation, molecular function: protein kinase regulator activity. Gene Ontology annotation, cellular component: cytoplasm; protein kinase CK2 complex. The record is from RefSeq and is a predicted model, not a curated record.